AUGAUCCCGCAGCUUCCUUACGACGUUUUGGAGGAGAUCGUCGUUGAGGUGGCCUCGCACAACGCCUUCAGCUUGACACAGUAUGAGAAUGCCGACCUCGCUCGCCUCGCACUCAUCAACCGCGACUUUCUUGAGGCUAGCAGGAGGCUGCUCUAUAAGACCAUCCUCUUGGGCUGUAUGAGGCAACAGCACGAAUCGCUGACUUUCGAGCUCGGCGGUGUGACGGCGACUGCACAACUGGUCGCUACGAACACUCACCUUGGCCAUUACGUCCGCUGCCUUCUGUACAGGCCUUGCGACUAUGUGCAUUCUGCCUGGGAAGAGUCACAGUCUUCGACGCUCUGGCAAGCACUCCUCCAGGCUUGUGACUGCAUCAAUUCCCUUGUGAUUUGGGGAUUGUUCAACUUCAACCUUCUCUUCGGACAGCCAAAUUUGCAGCAGCUCAACCUGACCUACAUCGAUGGCGUCUUGUCGGAUGGCAUCCUUGAUUUGUUGGCUGAGCAGCGGCACUGUCCCGCAGUCUACCUUCGUCUCGAAGCCCCGUACAGGUGGUCCAUGCCUUCGUUGCCGCGUCCUAAGCCAUCCCAGCCAUUGCGUAAGGUCACGUUUCGCGACAACGCUGCGUCCCUCGAACGUGGUUGCGACCUGACAGCUGCAGAAUUCCAGGCGGUCACCGAAACGUCGUCCGGCAGCCUCCAGUCUCUGAGAAUGACCUUCGAUCCGAGUGUUGCCUGGGAUUUCUCGAGCUUUCAGCAGCUGGAAUACGUGCACCUUAAUGAACACAGUGGCGAAAACUGCUUCUUUGCUCAGUGGAACGGGCGCGAAGCGGUGCAACUCUCGCUGCGCAGCAUGCCGCCCACGCUCACCACCUUGUCGCUUACCUGGGACGGCACCGUGUACGAGCCUCACGUGCUUGAGGAUAUCGAGUUCGUCCGCAAUUUGCCGACCUCGCUCCUGCGUCUCGACUUCUUCGGCUUCGUCGCGCCUCGACACCUGCAAGGUUUUCUGACGGACCCGAAACACCCGAACCUCACCAUUCUCGCGUUUGGGCUGCCUGAGAACUGUCAGGAGGUGGAGGUCGAGCUUGCGGAAUGGUGCGUUGCUGGAGGAUACCGCUUCGAAAGGAUUUAG
Molecule: messenger RNA, 1131 nt
Organism: Rhodotorula toruloides NP11
Lineage: Eukaryota; Fungi; Basidiomycota; Microbotryomycetes; Sporidiobolales; Sporidiobolaceae
Exons: 1
Coding region: 1-1131 (376 amino acids)
Source: RefSeq, a predicted model, not a curated record